Paramuricea clavata is the source of this 384-nucleotide messenger RNA. The record is from the annotation of a GenBank genome assembly. Lineage: Eukaryota; Metazoa; Cnidaria; Anthozoa; Malacalcyonacea; Plexauridae.
AUGACUCAUCUGCUCUGUUCAAGCAACUUACAGAAGAAUGUGGAAAAUUGGUUAGUCAAAUUGUGUGUCACUGGAAAGGAAAAAGAAAGUAUUGUUCCAGAUAUCUUUAGCCGGCAAAUUGGAGACAUUUAUGAACAUGGGUUGUUCGAUGCUGAAAUUCCGAAACAAUUUUGGAGCCAAAUGAAAGUUGUCAAGGAAAAGUGCAUGAAGGUCCAAAAGAAUGGUUGGAGGUUUUAUGAGUGGUUUGUCAACAAGGAAAAAUGCCUACAUCAUGUUAUCGCUCUGGUUCUCCAAGGAGCAGGACUAGGCUGUCCACCAUUGAAAUUCACCAUGAACAGAUUGGAACUAGCAGAUGGGGUCAUUCAAGAUCACAUUAAACAAUGA